Molecule: messenger RNA, 972 nt
Organism: Penicillium cataractarum
Lineage: Eukaryota; Fungi; Ascomycota; Eurotiomycetes; Eurotiales; Aspergillaceae
Exons: 1
Coding region: 1-972 (323 amino acids)
Molecular function (GO): ADP binding
Source: RefSeq, a predicted model, not a curated record
AUGGUCCCAUUUGAUCGAAAUCCUCGAUUCCUCGGGCAAGACGACCUGAUCAGGCAGCUGCAGACUCAGAUUGCUUGCAAAGAUCGUGCCCGAAAGGCAGCUAUCUCAGGGUUAGGAGGCAUGGGCAAAACACAGAUUGUGCUUGAACUGGCCUAUCGGGUGCGUGAUCAAUAUCCCGAAAGAUCCGUCUUCUGGAUGCCCUCAACAAGCAUCGAAGCGGUCGAACAAGCCUUUUUAAAUAUUGGUCAGCUCCUGGGGCUACCGGAUCUGAAAGCUGCUGAUGCGAAGUCACAAGUUCAAAAGCACUUAAGUUCUGAAAGAGCUGGCGCAUGGCUCUUGAUCAUUGAUAAUGCAGAUGAUACAGACAUGUGGGUUGCCUCAAAGGAUCCACCCCCAUUGAAGGGCUUUCUUCCUCGGAGCCGCGAUGGAUUCGUCCUUUUCACGACCAGGAACAAGAAGCUUACAACUCAACUAGUUGGGCCAGAUGUCAUUACACUUUCAGAAAUGAACGAUGAACUCGCUAAAGAUCUACUGAGAGAGUCACUCCAUCAGAAAGAUAUGAUCGAGGAAAACGAAGCUGUCACCACGUUGGUGCAUCAACUCUGCUGUCUACCUCUAGCUUUGGUCCAGGCGGCAAUCUUCAAGAAUGAAAACUCCAUGGCCCCGGAGGACUACAUCUCUCUGCUCAAUACCCAAGAGGAGGGCCUGAUAGAGCUGUUGAGUGAGAACUUCGAAGACGAAUUUCGUUAUCAAGAUACCGAGAAUCCAAUAGCAGCUACCUGGCUUGUAUCCUUCCAGCAGCUUCAAAGAUCGGACAGUCUCGCCACAGACUAUCUCUCAUUCAUGGCAUGCAUUGACCCUCGAGAUAUCCCUUUAUCCUUACUCCCACCGUGUGGCUCGCAGCCUGAGCAACAGAAAGCAUUGGGAACUCUCAAAACUUACUCUUUCAUCACAGUCCAGACCGAUAGUUAA